Molecule: messenger RNA, 2099 nt
Organism: Morus notabilis
Lineage: Eukaryota; Viridiplantae; Streptophyta; Magnoliopsida; Rosales; Moraceae
Product: biotin carboxylase 1, chloroplastic
Exons: 17
Coding region: 250-1854 (534 amino acids)
Molecular function (GO): metal ion binding; ligase activity; ATP binding
Source: RefSeq, a predicted model, not a curated record
AGCCAAAAAAAAAAAAAAAAAAAAAAUUGUAGGCGGAGUUUGCAAUCACUCAACUUCCCUCGUUUUCAUCGACAUCUUUCUUCUCUUCUCAUUCAUAUCCUUCUUAUUCUCCAUUUCAUUUCCCCUUCAUUUUCUCACUACUCUUUCCGUUUCUCUCUCUAGCUCUGUGUCUUUCUCUCUCUCAUCCUUCUUCGCUUUCCGUAAAUAAAGCAAAACGCUGUCGUUUUAGGCUCCUUUGUUGUUCACGCCAUGGACGCCACAAUGCCCAUCUGCAAAUCCGUUGCUUCGCCACCUCCUGGUUUACUUGUGUGGAGAACUGGAGGAUUAAGGAGUUCUCAAUGUAGUUUCAUGGCGGGAAAUAAGGUUAACUUUCCUAGGCAAAGAGCUCAGGGCGUCAGAGUCAGUGUUAAGUCUAAGAAGACAGGGGGAACUCUGGGUGCUACAUGCCGCCAAGAGAAAAUUCUUGUAGCAAAUAGAGGAGAAAUAGCUGUUCGUGUCAUUAGAACCGCUCAUGAACUGGGGAUACCUUGUGUGGCUGUUUACUCAACAAUAGACAAGGAUGCCCUUCACGUGAAAUUGGCCGAUGAAUCUGUUUGCAUCGGUGAAGCACCUAGCAACCAGUCGUAUUUAGUCAUCCCAAAUGUUCUUUCUGCCGCUGUCAGUUGUAAAUGUACAAUGUUGCAUCCUGGAUAUGGUUUCCUUGCCGAGAAUGCGGUGUUCGUUGAAAUGUGCAGAGAACACGGAAUCAACUUCAUUGGGCCUAAUCCUGACAGCAUCCGCGUUAUGGGUGACAAAGCAACUGCAAGAAACACAAUGAAGAAAGCAGGCGUUCCAACUGUACCAGGAAGUGAAGGAUUGCUUCAGAGCACGGAGGAAGCGGUCAAACUUGCCAAUGAGAUUGGCUUUCCCGUGAUGAUCAAGGCAACAGCUGGCGGUGGAGGCCGGGGCAUGCGUCUUGCUAAAGAACCUGAUGAGUUUGUUAAGUUGUUACAGCAAGCGAAGAGUGAGGCUGCGGCUGCUUUUGGAAACGAUGGAGUUUAUUUGGAAAAGUACAUCCAAAAUCCAAGGCACAUUGAAUUCCAGGUUCUGGCAGACAAGUAUGGUAAUGUGGUUCACUUUGGAGAACGUGAUUGCAGCAUCCAGAGAAGGAAUCAAAAGCUGCUGGAAGAAGCUCCUUCUCCCGCAUUGACCCCCGAGUUGCGGAAAGCCAUGGGCGAUGCAGCGGUUGCUGCUGCAGCCUCUAUAGGUUAUAUCGGUGUCGGAACGAUUGAGUUUCUUUUGGAUGAAAGAGGCUCCUUCUACUUCAUGGAAAUGAACACUCGGAUUCAGGUUGAGCACCCUGUGACCGAAAUGAUCUCCUCGACUGACUUGAUCGAGGAACAAAUUCGUGUAGCUAUGGGUGAAAAACUUCGAUACAAACAGGAAGAUAUUGUGCUCAGAGGGCAUUCAAUCGAAUGCCGUAUCAAUGCAGAAGACGCUUUCAAAGGAUUCCGACCUGGCCCAGGUAGAAUAACAGCAUACUUGCCAUCUGGAGGUCCAUUUGUAAGAAUGGAUAGCCAUGUUUAUCCCGAUUAUGUCGUUCCUCCUAGCUAUGAUUCUCUCCUCGGAAAGCUUAUUGUAUGGGCACCAACAAGGGAAAAGGCUAUUGAACGCAUGAAGAGGGCUCUUGAUGACACCGUCAUUACAGGAGUUCCUACAACCAUAGAAUAUCACAAGCUCAUACUCGAUAUCGAGGAUUUUAGAAACGGCAACGUUGAUACUGCAUUUAUUCCUAAGCAUGAGCAUGAAUUGGCUGAGCCCCAGAAGAUUGUGCGCGCAACUCCGGAGAAAGAACUAACGACUGCUGCUGCUUAGAUGACAGAGAUGAUUACCCUGAAGCGGGCGCGAAAAGAAUAGUUUAGCUCCUAAGCAUUUCUUGUUGUAAUUCAUUUUUACAGAUUUCUUUUUUUUCUUUGAUUUAAGCACUUUUGUAGAACUUACAACUCUCUUUAAGAAUUUUGUUUGCAAUUUUGAUAAUGGUGUGGGUGGCUCCCUUUAUAUUAGGGAGGGCAUGUUCAUGAUAACUCUUUUUAAUGCUACAUUUCCAGAAUCAUUUGAAA